Messenger RNA from Zasmidium cellare ATCC 36951, 1023 nucleotides. RefSeq lists its product as uncharacterized. Lineage: Eukaryota; Fungi; Ascomycota; Dothideomycetes; Mycosphaerellales; Mycosphaerellaceae. Bases 1 to 1023 code for a protein of 340 amino acids. The transcript has a single exon. The record is from RefSeq and is a predicted model, not a curated record.
AUGGCGCUGGCAAUGAUCUAUGGUGCGACUGGGUACACUGGAAGCCUUGCGAGUGAACGGGCCAAAGUAGCUGGCGUCGACAUAAUUCUGGCCGGUAGACAAUCGACCAAGCUCGAAGCCCUAGCUGCGAAUCUGCAGCUCCCUUGGCGUGCCUUCGGUCUUGAUGAUCCUCUCACCAUCCAGACAAGCUUGAGAGAUGUCUCCGUGGUCUUGAACUGUGCAGGGCCAUUUGCCGACACCGCUAUGCCUCUUGCGGAAGCAUGCAUAGAGAAGGGUAUACAUUAUCUGGACGUGUCUGCUGAGCUGAGCACUUACCUUGCGAUUGAAGAACUGGACCAGAAAGCAGUCAGUGCCCACGUGACGCUACUGCCAGGGAGUGGCGGUAUUGUGGCAAUGCUGGGUUGCUUGGCUAGCAAGGCUGCGGCUCGCAUUGACGACAGUGUCAGUAUCGACAUCGCAGUGCAUGUUUCAGGAACUCUCUCGAAUGGCUCAGUCGCUAGCGCCAACAGUGCCGUCAUCGUCGAUUGCAUGAGGCUUUCCGAGGGGAGGCUGGUGAAACAAGAUGCAGACGAGACGAUGAGUUUCGAUUUUGGCGACGGUCGUGGGCCAACCUCAUGCCUUCCAGUUACGCUGCCGGACUUGUUCACAAUAUGGAAGACGACUGGCGUCGCAAACAUCAGGACGUACGUCAAUGUAUCUGGCGACUCGUUUCUGGCGGGAGAGAAAGAUUCGGGGGCUCUUGGUCCACCAGAGGAGGAAAGGGAGAGGAAUCCCUACCACGCUGCCGUGAUUGUCCAUGGCUCAAAGGGCGAGGAAGUCCAUGGCGAGCUGCAUACCAUCAAUGGCUAUACAUUCACCGCACUGGCUUCUAUAGAAGCGGUCCGACUUGUCUUGGCUGGAAAGGUGCUUCCAGGACUUCAGACUCCUGCCACAGCUUUUGGCGCCGAUUUCGUCGACCGCAUCGAUCAUACCCAUGUUCGAUUAACAAGAGUUGCGAAUGAGCCCUGUGUUGGCAAUGCCUAA